Molecule: messenger RNA, 979 nt
Organism: Monomorium pharaonis (pharaoh ant)
Lineage: Eukaryota; Metazoa; Arthropoda; Insecta; Hymenoptera; Formicidae
Exons: 3
Coding region: 496-963 (155 amino acids)
Source: RefSeq, a predicted model, not a curated record
UUGGCUUCGAUAAUUGCAAAUGGUCGUUUAACAACAGAUGAUUGAACGCGUAUCGUGCGGCGCGCGGCGUGGCAUUUAUCUGUCAAGAGCGGUGGCGGCCGGCCGACGUAGGUUGUGAUGCGCCGCCGGCUGACGCGCGCCCGUUAAGCGGUGAACCGGCGAGACGCGACGGACGCGUGGAUUCAUCGGAGGGACCCUUGCUUUUUUUUUCCCGGCUCGGCGGCGGGGCGACGACGGGACGACGACGGCGGCGGCGGCGGCGGCGGCGGUGGCGGCGACGACGACGACGGGGACGAGGACGAGCGGCGGCGAGAGCGAGAGAGACAGAGAGCGACAGAGAGGGCGAGACGCGCGAGAGCGUGCGUAGCGGGCGGCCUUUGAAUAACCGACGCGUACGUUUAUUAUUAUGUGAUCGCGGGUCGCGCGCGCGGGUUGACGGCUUCGCGGGAAGAGAGGUAGACGACGACAACGACGACGACCUGGACGAGAGGGGAAAUGCGGAGCACCGACGUUUUCUGCUAUCUCAUCGUGGCGACUCUCGCCGUUCUGCCGAGUCGUGCAGAGACCGACCAUGAGGCGCACACGACGAGGCCGUGCAACACUUCAGAACUCAUCGUGCAGUGCGGUAAAAAUCAGAGGUGCCGCGUAACCAACAAUGGCAUGCAGCUGUGCGAUUGCCAACGAGAUUUUUAUUUUGUUAAUGGCGAAUGCACUAGGAUUACAUCCACGGCGGCGAGUGUCGUUACCACCCUUAAACCGGAGCAGAGAUCCGACUCAGGAGGUAACUCCGUAGCCGCCGGUCUGCUAAUACCUACCUUCCUCAUAGUAGUCGGUGUACUACUGUAUUUCGGUGCGAGACGAUACAAAUGGGUACAACGAUUUCGGCAGUAUCGUCACAAUCGUUACGGUAAUGUCAUAGUCACGAGAGACGACGAUGACGACGACGAUCCACCGAUAGCGUAAAAAAAUGAAAAAUAAA